This is a messenger RNA of Capsicum annuum, 528 nucleotides long. RefSeq lists its product as uncharacterized. The record is from RefSeq and is a predicted model, not a curated record. The transcript has a single exon. Bases 1 to 528 code for a protein of 175 amino acids. Lineage: Eukaryota; Viridiplantae; Streptophyta; Magnoliopsida; Solanales; Solanaceae.
AUGAAGGAUCUGGGUGAACUCAAGUUCUUUCUUGGCAUUGAAGUAUCUAGAUCACAAAAGGGAAUACUUAUGUGUCAAAGUAAGUAUACUGUUGAGCUGGUGUCUGAAAUAGGACUAUCAGGCUGUAAACCAGCAUCUACUCCCAUUGAAUUCAAUUACAAACUUACUUCCUUAGAGUUUGAUAAAUAUUUUAAUCAUAACUCUGAGUUGGACAAAGAACUAACUGAUAGCAGCAAGUAUCAAAUAUUGGUUAGAAGAUUAUUGUACCUAACUAUAACAAGACCUGAUAUUGCGUUUGUGGUCCAAGUACUAAGUCCGUUUAUGCACUCACCUAAGAAAUCACAUAUGGAGGUUGCACUCAGAGUAGUGAGACACAUAAAAGGUACAGCAGGACUUGGGUUGUUUAUGCCUAGUAGCAGGUGUUCCAAUCUAGUAUCAUUUUGUGACUCUGGCUGGGGCUCAUGUGUGGAGACCAGAAAAUCAGUCACUGGUCACAUUGUUAAUUUUGGAAAUGCAGUAAUCUCUUAG